Molecule: messenger RNA, 459 nt
Organism: Arachis duranensis
Lineage: Eukaryota; Viridiplantae; Streptophyta; Magnoliopsida; Fabales; Fabaceae
Exons: 3
Coding region: 1-366 (121 amino acids)
Source: RefSeq, a predicted model, not a curated record
AUGGAGAGUGUCCAAGCAUCCAUGAUAAAGAUCAAAGCAAUGAAUCAAUUCCCUCAAGAACUUCCAUUGAUAUUUCUCGGGCUUCUCGGCACCUCGCACGGCGAUAUCGAUUUCCGGCCGGCGGGAACUUCGGAAGUCUUCUCCUCUUUUGAUAUUUCUCCGGCGGCGAUAGAGGAAACGGCGGAAGAAGAAUUAUUCUUAGGAUUCUUCUUGUUACCUGAUAAUGAGGAGAAUGUGAAACGGACCGAAGGUGAGGAAGUGGCGUUGGCGGCGACUGUUGGAGCGGGAGAUGAGGUGGAGAAUGCCAGACAUGCAGCCGAUGGUCUUGGCAUGAAUUUUUUCCGGCGUGUUUUCUCGCCAGGAUGACGACGGUGACACCGCGCUGGUUUGCCUCUUCAUCACCGUCUCUCUACUCGUUUCUCUUCCACUUUUUUGGAAUUUUCUGGGCCUCAAAAAUUU